Molecule: messenger RNA, 2044 nt
Organism: Coffea eugenioides
Lineage: Eukaryota; Viridiplantae; Streptophyta; Magnoliopsida; Gentianales; Rubiaceae
Exons: 4
Coding region: 278-1729 (483 amino acids)
Source: RefSeq, a predicted model, not a curated record
UCUCCAAACAACCCACAAUACCAACAGCCACUCCUCCCCAUUCCUGCCUUCAUAUUCCAACUUAGUGGCUAAAUCAUUUUCUACUAGAUAUCUUUUUAUGUAUACACAUACAAACAUUUGAAUCUUUAGAUAAACAGCCAUCAAUUCUCAUGCAAUGAUCUUUUAGCACUAUAUUCCACUUUUUUCACAAAACAACAAUUGAUCAACUCCUUUUAAUCAAAACCCUGUUUGAAUCUUGCAAAACUCCAAGAUCCUCAACCCAAAAAAAGUGAAAAAAAUGCGCAUGGACCGUUCUAACUCAUCAGAUUUCCGGUCUUCUUCGGGCAGUAUGAAAUCUUCAGGCCCUUUAGUCCUAUCGAUACAGUGCAUAAAGGGGAGUUCAAGAGCUGAUGAAUGGACGGGAAACCUGUUGCAGACCGGGGACAUCGUUGAAGAGCUAAGGAUCGGAAACUUGACAAUUCGAGCACCAUUCAAGAAUGGAAAAUCUGGAGUGCAGAAAAUUCUGCACAAUUCAUUCAAGUCUAAAGAGACAUCUAUCAAGGUUACCGUCCGAAGAGCCGCCGAUGAGUGUGCUGAGCUGCUGGCUUGUAUUGUCCCUAAUGAAUCUGCCGGCAAAAGACAGUAUAUGUUGAGAGCCAUUGAUGAUCCAAAUUAUGCUGUAGGGUUCUCAGAUCGGACGGUGAGUGAAUGCUUACAGCUACAAGCUUCGAGGAUUGACUUGAUGGUGAAUGAACUGGCCAAUACACCACUUCAAGAUGGGUAUGUUUCAUAUCCAUGGGAGAGGAGAAUGCAUGAGAUGCUGUCUGUUCCGAACUCGAGCAGCUUUUACUCGAUGCUUCUCUUGCCAAAAGCCUCGGACACUGUGUCUUUCCGCUGCAAUGAUCUGGAGGAUACUCUUGCCAGAGCAAAUGCAUGGCUCAAUUCAUCUCAGGCAUCAGGCGUACCAAUUGUUUUCAUGAAUGUCCAGACAGAGUCCUUGCUCACCAAGAUAUCUGGAGAAACAGCAUCUUCCACUGUCAGUGCUGGAUCACUGUCAGAUUUAUCAAAUCUUGCUAGUACAAGCCUAUAUGGUUUUGAAGACUACCAUGGGGUGGAUAUAGGUGUAGUCCGUGCAGUGCGGUUAUGGUUUUCACCACUUGGAGGAGAGGUUCCAAUUGAGGUCAAAAUAAAAGAAAAUGACACAAAGCUAGGCUUUGCCAUCAGCAGAACAGAGGAGGGAUUCAUCUACAUUUCAUCGGUUAUUGAAGGAGAUGAUGAAGCACCUUCAUCACGAUCAGGUCUAAGCAGUCUCUACAAGGAAGCUACCAGAGAAUGUAAACUCUUGGUGGUGUCAAGAAUAUCUAAUAUGAAGGUCCUUCCAUGGAUGGUUUCUCCAUCAGGAGCCAUCCGCUGUUUUGACACGGUUUCUCUUAGCCAAAAGCUCUCAUUGCAUCGCCAUGCCAGGGUGCCUAUCAUCCUUCAUGUCUUCAUAUGGAAUAGGUCCGUAGGUAUCCCAAGUGCCAGUAGCAUCAGGUCUAGAGCCAUCUCUCCAACUGUGCUCCCAGUGCCACCUGAAAUUCUUCUCGGGCAACAUCCAAAUGAAAACCAGGUCCUUCCUUUGCAGCCUGAAACUUCAGUUGAAAGCAGGAUAGUCAGUAGUGAUGGUUCAGAAAGUAGGCUUGAAAGAGAUACUGCAGGAGAAUCCUCUUUCAGGUUUCAUGAUUUUACACUCUCAAAUAAUUGGGUAUGAUAAUUUUCUUAGCAGUCUUUUUCUGUAACCCUAUUCUGUCGAUUCUGUUUAAUGUACAUAGGACAGGCACCUUUCUGUGUGCAAUUGUGCGAGCCCCAAAAUAAAUUUGCGUUGUAUGUAACACCUGUUAACCUAGAUAUGACUUGAAAGAGCAAUUGACCCUCAUCAAUAGCUAAUAGUUGCAUAAAUAGUUAUCGUGAAAGUUGCCUUUGCCUUCAGAUAUGGUGCGUGUUAGGAAUGGUUGGGACUUAUCAUGAAAUACUUUGUGUACCAGAGCUUUUAGAGAAGAAAUGCUUAGCAAAUAAUUUAUUUUUU